AUAUUUCUGUUUGGCAUGCUUGGCAAUGCUUUGGUUCUCUUAACCUAUGGCUUCACAAGAAAGAUAAAAUCCAUGACUGAUGUCUAUAUCAUUAACCUAGCAGUAGCUGAUAUCCUUCUGCUUACAACUAUUCCUUUUGUAGCUACAGAUGCUGUCAGUGGGUGGGUGUUUGGCAAUGCAAUGUGCAAGUGUGUCCAGGGCUUGCAUUCUAUUGACUUCUACAGUGGAUUUAUAUUCUUAACUUGCAUUAGUGUGGACCGGUACAUUGAAAUUGUUCAAGCAGUGGAGGCUCACAAAAUGCGCCACAGGACCAUCCACUACAGCAAGUGGGUGUCCAUAAUGGUCUGGAUAGGGUCCAUAUUGCUCACCACCCCUCAGUUUAUUUACAGCAAAUCUGUAUUAAAGGAAGGUUGGUAUAUUUGCAAGAUGAUAUUCCCAGAAAAUGUCACCACCACUGUAAAAGGAAUUAGCAAUUUUUCACAGAUCAUCCUUGGUUUUGUUAUCCCCUUCUUUGUCAUGGUAUUCUGCUACUCAGUAAUAGUCAAAACUUUAAUGUCCUCCAGGAGCUUUGAGAAGCACAAGGCCCUUAAAGUCAUAUUCUCCUUAGUGAUAGUCUUUGUGGUCUUUCAGUUCCCAUACAGUCUUGUAACUUUAUUAGAGACCACAGACUUACUUGGAAGUAAGCAGAUGCCCUGCAUGGAGAGCAGACAUAAAAACAUUGCCCUCAUUGUCACGAGCAGUCUUGCAUAUAUUCGAUGUUGUCUGAACCCCAUCCUCUAUGCGUUUGUUGGUGUAAGGUUCAGAAAAGAUGUCCUAACUCUGCUGAAGAAUAUUGGCUGUAUCUCUUGGACCAGACACAUCAAGUACUGUAGUUCAGUAAAACCUCGUCAAAACCCAGCAGCGAUGGAUACAUCUAGCUUCUAUUUGUAG
Molecule: messenger RNA, 930 nt
Organism: Bombina bombina (fire-bellied toad)
Lineage: Eukaryota; Metazoa; Chordata; Amphibia; Anura; Bombinatoridae
Gene: CCR10
Product: C-C motif chemokine receptor 10
Exons: 1
Coding region: 16-930 (304 amino acids)
Biological process (GO): chemotaxis; immune response; G protein-coupled receptor signaling pathway
Cellular component (GO): membrane
Molecular function (GO): C-C chemokine receptor activity
Source: RefSeq, a predicted model, not a curated record